This is a messenger RNA of Kwoniella mangroviensis CBS 8507, 1239 nucleotides long. RefSeq lists its product as uncharacterized. The transcript has 3 exons. Gene Ontology annotation, molecular function: sphingosine N-acyltransferase activity. Gene Ontology annotation, cellular component: membrane. The record is from RefSeq and is a predicted model, not a curated record. The coding region runs from base 1 to 1239 and encodes 412 amino acids. Gene Ontology annotation, biological process: ceramide biosynthetic process. NCBI's taxonomy places the organism in Eukaryota, Fungi, Basidiomycota, Tremellomycetes, Tremellales, Cryptococcaceae.
AUGACUUAUAACCUCACAACCUCGACUUUCUCCUCAACCCUUCCCAAUCUAAUCGAGACCUACCUCCCAUCAUCUCUACACCCGUUCUUCCUCCUCUCUUACCCUAUACAUCCCAAAGCUCACUCGUUUUUACGUCUGGCAUCAACAUCAAAUCACAAUGUUGUCGGACAGAUAUUGUAUGAUAAAGGAUAUAAAGAUAUAUAUUAUUCGAUAUCAUGGGCCAUCAUAUUCACUCUACUCAGGUCGUUCACUAUGAACUAUGUCUUUCAACCUUUCGCGAGCUACAUACUAGAUAGGAAUAGACGUAUAGAGUUGAAACAGAAGAAGAAAAAGAUAAAAGGAGGAGGUGCCGAGGUAGAGGUGGUGGUGGAAGAGAGUAAGAAGGAGAAAAAGCAUAAGAAACAUCUUGUAACUAGGUUCUCGGAACAGGGUUGGAGUAUGUUGUAUUGUACGGUGUUUUGGACAUUGGGGAUGUUCACCCUCUACUCCGUUCCCUCACCCACCUCUCCUGAGCAGUUAUGGGGCACCUACCCCUACACCCCUCUACCGGCUCUAACGAAGUUCUACUACCUCGCUCAAUUGGGAUGGUGGUUCCACCAGAUCUACGUGAUCAACACUGAGAAAAGGAGGAAAGAUCAUUGGCAGAUGUUCGGUCAUCAUAUUUUGACUAUCACCUUGAUCGUCACGAGUUACAUAGCGAACUUCACUAGGAUAGGUGUGGUCAUUCAUGUUUUGAUGGAUUUCUGUGAUAUCUUCUUACCUCUCGCGAAGAUGCUUCGAUACCUCUCCUACUCCCGCUCAUGCGACCUAACAUUCGUCAUCUUUCUAAUCUCAUGGUUAUUCUCCCGAGAAAUCGGUUUAUUCCUAGUCAUCAAAACGUCUUAUCUCGACGCACCAAGGUUCAUUCAAUUUAAGUGGUCCCCAUCGACUGGACAGUAUUUGACGUACAGGACGUAUUUGGGUUUCAUAGGGUUGGUGAGCCUUUUGUGGGUAUUGGCGAGUAUAUGGUUUUACAUGGCUGUGAAAGUCGCUGUUAAAGUUGUUAGAGGUCAGGGGGCAGAAGAUUCAAGGUCGGAUGAUGAAGAUGAGGAUGGACCGACCGAAGAUGGAGAUGGUGAUGGGGAGGUGUUGGAUGAUGUACCUCAGAGUGUGGGUACGACUGCGAAUGGUAUAUCAAAUGGACAUUCACAUUCGAAUGGGAAUGGAAAUGCAGAUGGGACCUUGAAGAAAAGGAAAUAA